AUGACGGGUCUGGUUCAGGAUUCUCACAGGCUGUCUGUGAAAACAUGGACAGAGGAGGAGAGUGACCGAGCUGAGAGCACACUUAGCAGAGGACAGUCAAUAUGUGACGACACUUCUUCAGAGCUACAGCAAAUGGCAGCCAUUGACAGGAGAGAUGCUGGUUCCCAGAAUUCCUUUCGGGCCCGAGGGGCUCUGUCCAGGAUAGUCAGUAUGGUGAUGACCCUGAGAGAAUGGGCGCAGAAGAGUUUGGCUGAGGAGACGGAGCGACCGGAUUCUUUCCUGGAGCGGUUCAGAGGCCCUGCUAACAUGGACAUACAGGCGCCGCCCAGCAGGUUCAGCCACAGCCGUACCGGCUCAGAUGCAGAUCACGAAAUCAGACGCUCCAGACGCACGAGAAAAAAGUGUAAUAUUGUGGUUUUAUCUCCAUCUGAUGACGCGUACUAUUACUGGCUGAUGGUGAUUGGUGCUGCAGCCUUUUACAACUGGACCCUGCUAGUUGCCAGGGCUUGUUUCGAUGAACUCCAGAUGAGAAAUGUGCUCAUCUGGCAAGUGCUGGACUACACCUGUGAUGGAGUCUAUAUCCUGGAUAUUGCUGUUCGGCUUCACACAGGUUUCUUGGAUCAAGGCUUGAUGAUCAAAGAUGUGCGCCGUCUGAGAGAAACCUACAUUCGAACGUUACAGUGUCAGUUUGACAUCUGCUCCAUUCUUCCAACUGACCUCUUGUACCUGAUUGUUGGAAUCGGCUACACUCCGCUUCUUCGAUUCAACAGACUGCUGCGCCUGCCACGUCUCUUUGAGUUCUUUGAGCGUACAGAAACACGAACGGGCUACCCCAAUGCUUUCCGCAUCUGUAAACUGAUUCUGUACAUCCUGGUCAUAAUCCAUUGGAAUGCCUGCGGAUACUACAGCUUCUCCAAAAUCCUGGGACUGGGCUCUGACUCAUGGGUUUAUCCCAAUGCGUCUGACCCUGAGUUCGGCACCUUGUCACGAAGUUAUAUAUACUGCCUAUACUGGUCGACCAUGACGCUGACCACUAUAGGAGAAACUCCUCCACCCGUUAGAGAUGAAGAAUAUCUGUUCCUGAUAUUUGACUUUCUGGUUGGUGUUCUGAUAUUUGCCUCCAUUGUGGGUAAUGUUGGAUCCAUGAUUUCUAAUAUGAAUGCAACAAGAGCAACCUUUCAAACACGUGUAGAUGGACUCAAACACUACAUGCACUUCAGACAUGUCAGCAAGGUGCUGGAGCAGCGUGUCAUCCGCUGGUUUGACUACCUUUGGACCAAUCAGAAGACAAUUGAUGAACAAGAAGUCCUCAAGAGUCUGCCUAAUAAACUGAGAGCUGAGAUAGCUAUCAAUGUUCACCUGGACACACUUAAGAAGGUGCGUAUCUUCCAGGACUGUGAGGCAGGCCUCCUUGUAGAAUUGGUGUUAAAACUCCGACCGCAAGUUUUCAGUCCUGGAGACUACAUCUGUAGAAAGACGUGUUUGGCCCGUCUGCAGAGUGAAUUCAACUCAUCCCAGCUUCGACUGAAACAGCGAAUAACGGCCCUGGAAAGCAGCAUCCCCACAGCAGCAACUGGCAGCGGCUUCCUGUCAGAUGCUGACGGCAAUGAGAGUAUUUCUGGUGGUGACAGUCCAAGCAUCAUAGAGACCCUCAUUCUGGCCACUUUCCAGCGUCCCUGGCUCUGGGGUCUCUAUGUCUUUGUUGUUGGACUCCCCAUCGUUCUCUUCAUAAGCUUCAUGUGGCCAGACAAGAGGUUUGGUCCCCCUGAUCAACCAUAUUACUAUAAGAAGAGUGAUGAGGAUCAAUCAGAUGACCUUGAGCUCUCACCACCAAGGAAAUCGAUAGAAAAAGAUUCAUGCACCAGAGCAAGAACCUCAGAACAGGAAACCCAACAAACUCACAAGAACCUGCUGAGAAGAAAGGCCAAGGAAUGA
Molecule: messenger RNA, 1935 nt
Organism: Pundamilia nyererei
Lineage: Eukaryota; Metazoa; Chordata; Actinopteri; Cichliformes; Cichlidae
Product: cyclic nucleotide-gated cation channel-like
Exons: 12
Coding region: 1-1935 (644 amino acids)
Biological process (GO): monoatomic cation transmembrane transport
Cellular component (GO): plasma membrane; intracellular cyclic nucleotide activated cation channel complex
Molecular function (GO): intracellularly cAMP-activated cation channel activity; cGMP binding; protein-containing complex binding
Source: RefSeq, a predicted model, not a curated record